AUGGCCAAAGAUUUGAUGCCCACUGUUCUCAAAUCAGGCAAAACUGCUAAAGAAAUCUGGGAUCACCUCAAGAAGCUCUUUGAAAACAACAAAGGAAGCCGCGCAGAAACCCUUGAAAGUAAGUUUGUUAACCUUAAAUUUACUGACUGUAAUGGUGUUGAUGAUUACUGUGAUAAACUUAAAUCGUUCUCCGACGGAUUAAGUGAUCUCGACUUCCCGAUGAAUGACAAGCGUUUGGUUAUUCAACUUGUCAAUGGCCUUCCGGAGGAAUACAACACUAUUGCAUCUUUCAUUCAACAGUCCAUGCCUAGUUUUGAUUCUGCCAGAUCUCAACUGAGAAUGGAAGAGAUAAGGCGUUCUCAACAAACCCUAAGUCCUACACCGACGGCACUGGCUGCUGCUGCCUCCCCUGUGCAGCGCCAAAAUCAGUGA
Messenger RNA from Papaver somniferum (opium poppy), 432 nucleotides. RefSeq lists its product as uncharacterized. The record is from RefSeq and is a predicted model, not a curated record. The transcript has a single exon. Lineage: Eukaryota; Viridiplantae; Streptophyta; Magnoliopsida; Ranunculales; Papaveraceae. Bases 1 to 432 code for a protein of 143 amino acids.